AUGAAACAUCCUUCUUUACUGCUCUGUCUUUCAUUCAUUUUCAUUCUAUGCCCUUCACUCAUUCAAGCUUCAAUCUCGUCCCCUUCCGUAGUAACUGUCUACAGUCGGGAACACUUUGUUUUCGGAGUGGAUGAUUUACAGAGAGGAAUUGCCGUUGCCAAACUCUCGGAUCAAGUUCAAAGCAAUGGUUGGACCCAACUCGAUAUUCGUACCAAUUCUGCUCAUUCCGAUGAAAUACAGACCUUUGCUGCUGGUAUGGCAGAAGGCUUGAUCUCUCAUUAUCAAACUUGGCAGUUGUACCAAAAUCAAGUCUAUGAUUGGAAUUUUACGGAACUGGCAACUCAAUCUUCAAAACCAACUUGGUGUAGAAAUGACAAUUCAUCAUUGUUAUGUAAUUACGCAUAUCCAGAACGAAUUGUUGAGUUUUUGAAACGAAAUUUGGAAUGGAUGAGAGAAAAUGCUCGCCGAAAGAAAUUUGAGUUUAAAUUUUGGUAUCAUGUGGAUUUGUUAUUGGCACAAUUUGAUGGCUUGGUUCAUGGCUUUAUGCGUAUGCAAGAGUUGGAUGGAAGAAUUACUGAAAAUAAGAGAAUGGAUUGGUUUGAUUUGUACGUGUUGCAAUCGGCUGGAGAUAUGUAUACCUUGGUCGAUGCAUUUGGCAGCUCACAAGUUCAUUCGAGAGCUCGAGCAGAAGCGUUUAAUAUGGGAAUUCCUUUAGAAGUUUUUCAAUCAAGUGCUUUCAAUAGAAAAUAUAAGGAAGACGCUCCAUUUACUGAGUGUAGUGCUCUCAUUAAGGUCACUUCUACCUCUCCACAAAAGCAAUGCGAUGAUUUAUUUGUUGGACAUACCACAUGGAGAAGAUUUAACAUUAUUAACAAAUUUUUCAAGAGUGUCACCAUGUCACUCAAGUUUGCAGCAGCAAAAACUGUGACCUUGAGCUCGAGUGCAAGUUUUUUCUCAAGUAAGGAAGACUAUUAUGCCAUGGAUUCGGGAAUUGUUGCCUUGGAAACUUCUCUGAGUACUUACAAUUCAACCUUAUUCAAAUUGAUCAAACCAGAGUCAUUGUUGUGUUGGGUGAGAAGUGUGGUAGCUUCUCGAUUGGCAUACACCGCAAAGGAAUGGGUAGACUUGUUUUCCUUGCACAGUAGUGGUACCUAUAACAACCAAUGGAUGGCUUUGGACAUGAAAAAGUUUACUCCUGGAAAUUGUCAAUUGCAACCAGAUACUUUAUGGAUCAUUGAGGAAAUUCCAGGAGGUGCCAAUGAAAAAGCCGACGUGAGCUCUGUUGUCAACUCACAAGGAGGGUAUUGGCCUUCUUACAACAUUCCAUAUUUUCCAAGUAUUUAUAAUGUUUUAGGUUAUAACGAAGCAAAGAAAAAGUUUGGCAAUGACAUGGAUUAUCAUUUGUGUCCUCGUGCCAAGAUCUUUGCAAGAGAACAAGGAAAGAUAACAAGUGACUGGAAAUCGUUUGGAGCCAUGCUACAGUUCAAUGAAUGGCAAACCGAUCCUUUCAGUGAAGGAGAUCCUGGAAAAUCCAUUGCUGCUCGUUACGAUUUGAGAACACCACAGAGCGGAUUGAAACCAUCUGCAUUUGGGGGUGCUGAUUCCAAGCUUACAAGUUUUUCAAAUGUGAUUAACCAUCCAAAACCUGUCACGUUUGGUAUUGCUGGCCCAACACACCAAAAUCAACCUGCAUUUACAUGGAAAGAUCCAAGAUGGAGCUCAAUUCCUCACUUGGGCCAACCAGAGACCUAUAAUUUUGGUUGGGUUAAAUUGAGUUCAAAAGAUGAUUUUGCUCGAAAAUAA
Messenger RNA from Naegleria lovaniensis, 1803 nucleotides. RefSeq lists its product as uncharacterized. Gene Ontology annotation, biological process: phospholipid catabolic process. Gene Ontology annotation, molecular function: glycerophospholipase activity. Gene Ontology annotation, cellular component: extracellular region. Lineage: Eukaryota; Heterolobosea; Eutetramitea; Acrasida; Naegleriidae. The coding region runs from base 1 to 1803 and encodes 600 amino acids. The transcript has 3 exons. The record is from RefSeq and is a predicted model, not a curated record.